Emys orbicularis (European pond turtle) is the source of this 1836-nucleotide messenger RNA. RefSeq names its product kelch-like protein diablo. The record is from RefSeq and is a predicted model, not a curated record. The transcript is spliced from 4 exons. Gene Ontology annotation, molecular function: protein binding. NCBI's taxonomy places the organism in Eukaryota, Metazoa, Chordata, Testudines, Emydidae. The coding region runs from base 1 to 1836 and encodes 611 amino acids.
AUGGAUUCCCUAAUGGAUGUGGACAAUGAAAAGGAUGACACCCAAGAUGCACCUCAGUCCCUGGGAAGCUUUGUGAGUCAGGGUUUAAAGCAGAUGUAUCUCAACCAGCAGUUCUGUGAUGCUACACUGGUGGUUGAAGGAAGGAGGUUUCCCUGUCACAGGGUGCUGUUGGCCUCAGUCAGCCCAUACUUCCAGGUCAUGUUCACCAGCUCCUUCAAAGAGUCCCAGGAUGGGGAAGUUUUGCUCAAGGCUAUAGCCCCCUCCAUCAUCCAAAGCAUGCUGAAUUAUCUCUAUUUAGAGGAGAUAUCACUUACUGCAGAGACUGCUGAAGAGUUGUUUAUCGCAUCCAGUAGGCUCCAGAUCCUCCCACUAGAGGAGAUCAUUAGCAGAUUCUUUGUGAAGAAUAUUUCCAUGGAGAACUGCCUUGGGAUUUAUGCACUGGCGUAUGCCCACAACCACAAAGAUCUUCUUCAUGCAACCAUGCACCACAUCGGCUUGAAUUUUGGGUCCAUCUCUGAGGACUAUGAUUUCAUGUGUCUGGACCUCAGCACUUUGACCAGCAUCAUCUCCUCGGACGACCUUGUAGUGUCCUCUGAACUGGUUGUCUACCAGGCUGUGCAACGCUGGGUGAGGUUUAAACCAGCCGAGCGCCUCCCAGUGCUUUCUAUGCUCAUGAGGCACAUACGCCUUCCUUUCCUGACCGGUGAAGCACUUGCAGAGAUCCAGGCAGACUCAGAACUUUAUGGGGAUGUUCAGAUGUGGUGGAAACAACUGGUUGGGGAAGAAAGGCUGUGGGAGAGUGGGGGACUGAGGCAGGGAAUGUAUGAUGAGUGUAUUGUGUGCAUGGAGCUGCACAGGUACAAGAUUCAACAUGGGGAGAAUGACUAUUCAGAGUUUGACAUUGAUUCUGACUUGCUUUCUGGAAUGGAUUGUUUUGAUCCUUAUACAGGAAGGUGGAAAAAGCUGCCAGGUUUGAAAUGCCUGAGACAUUCUGCCAGCACAGCUGUGGAGCACAAGCUUUACCUGUCUGGAGGCAAACACCGAGAUGGCUCUUGUUCAGACACUCUUUAUGAAUACAAUUCUUUUACUGGCCAAUGGAUACAGCUCCCCUCCAUGUCUGUGCCCCGGGAUUCACAUGGCUUUCUAGCCUGUAACCUGAAGCUGUAUGCUCUUGGGGGACGGAAUGACAGACACGGACUCACUUCUGCUGAGACCUUUGACUUGGUGCAGAAGGCAUGGACUCCCAUCUCCAAAUUGCCAUUUCGGCUGAUAUAUUUUGCUUCCACAGUGCUGAAGAAUAAGUUGUACCUAAUAGGUGGAGAAGCUUUGGCAGUAGUACCUAAGCUAGUUUAUAGCGGCAUUCUGAUUUAUGACAUUAACUUAGAUAUGUGGACUCAGAUGCCUCUGGAUUUUAAGUGCUAUGAAACAGCUGCUAUCUCUAUGAAUAAUGGGAUCUGUGUUAUUGGUGGGUUCUGUGAAGAAAAAGGUAGACAGCUGACUCUAAGAGGCACUACAGAAGUCUCCUUUCUGUCCAGUACAAAAUGUUUUUUCCUCAACGAAGAUGGCAAAAUGUGUCAGGAAGUUAUGAUUCCAGAAUUACCAGAAACAUUUGCCUUUGCUAGUGUGGUUUGUUGGCAGAGGAGAAUCUACUUGAUGGGUGGUGUAAAUUGUUAUAGAUUAUGCAACAGGAUUUUCUACUGGGAACCAGGUGAUUCCAGCUGGACUGAGUGCCAGGAACAUGUCCCCAGUAUAGAGGGGUUUAUCAGAAUAUUUAAAUGUGUGACACUGAAGAUACCAAAAAAUACACUCUGCCCCUUCUCCAAGAAAUAUCUGUAA